AUGAGCAUAGAAGAUAGCGAGCAUGUGGAGGCAGACACACCUAGCCCCACAUGCGAUAUGCCAGAAUUGAGUAGCUCUGACAUCCAUCAAUGUCGCUUCUCGUCAUGGUAUCCAAUAUUCGCAUCCCAGACAAUCAAGAGCAAAAUCAUUCCAUUGCCAGCCGAGUUUGUCGCUUACUUACAUGCAGAUGGGGUCUUUCUACCUCUGGACCAGAAUGGCCUGCCACAACCGUCACGCUAUUCUGAUGCAGAUGAUCGCGAUAUUGAUGAAGAUGAUGAUGAAACCGCGAGUGAGUUGGAGGAAGACGAGCAGGACUUACCAAGCUUCCCAGAUCUACGAGCAUCUAUAACGGAAGCCAUCAAAGAACUUGGAGGUGCUGUCUUUCCGAAACUGAAUUGGAGUUCACCAAAGGACGCAGCCUGGAUAACUACAACAGGAACUCUGAAAUGUGUCGAUCCAUCAGAUAUCUUCUUGCUUUUGAAAUCGUCUGAUUUCAUUGUUCAUGAUUUGGAUCAUGCCUUUGAUGAUGUCCUACCGCCAAAAGAUGGUACAGAGGGCGGUGAUGAGAUACAUUCAUUUGAUCUGGUGUUACGGAGGUGGUAUGAGUAUGCUCCGUCUAUGGAGUUUAGAUGUUUUGUGUUUGAUGGUAGAUUGCUAGGGAUAUCUCAAAGGGACAACAACUAUUACGAGUUUCUAAGGCCAAUGCAUGAUGAUAUCUUGUCUGCUGUACAGAAAUUCAUCAGCCUGUCAGUGAGCAAAAAGUUUCCAGUUGCAACUUACGUAGUUGACGUGUACCUCUACCGCACAAACCUCAAAGUAUCCAUAAUCGAUUUCAACCCAUUCCGUUACGCAACGGACGCUCUCUUGUUUUCAUGGUCUGAAAUCAUGGAUUUAGCAAAGAAUGCUACAUCAGACAACAAGCCGAUCCUACGAUUUGUGCAACCUGGAGACGCAAUGGAAGGAGGAUUCAAGUACAUGACGAGUAGAAUACCUAGAGAUGUGGUUGAAUUGUCUCAAGGACGAACAAUGCAGGAAUUCAUGGCCGAGUUUGAGGACUUGAUGAGUAGCCAACUGGAGGAAGCAAGAUGA
Messenger RNA from Synchytrium microbalum, 1089 nucleotides. RefSeq lists its product as uncharacterized. Bases 1 to 1089 code for a protein of 362 amino acids. Lineage: Eukaryota; Fungi; Chytridiomycota; Chytridiomycetes; Synchytriales; Synchytriaceae. Gene Ontology annotation, cellular component: cytoplasm. The record is from RefSeq and is a predicted model, not a curated record. The transcript is spliced from 6 exons.